Messenger RNA from Argentina anserina (silverweed cinquefoil), 704 nucleotides. RefSeq lists its product as uncharacterized. Bases 35 to 532 code for a protein of 165 amino acids. The record is from RefSeq and is a predicted model, not a curated record. The transcript has 2 exons. NCBI's taxonomy places the organism in Eukaryota, Viridiplantae, Streptophyta, Magnoliopsida, Rosales, Rosaceae.
UAAAACUUGAGGAACAACCUUUGUUCUUGUUUUCAUGGCCACAGAAGAUUUCAGCUUCCCCACAGUGCACAAAAGCAGUAGUACUAGAAGCAUUGAUUUCCCUCCUUUCUGGAGACCAUCUCCCUGCACAGAUUAUCGCCCUGAUGAUGAAGAUGAUCACUCUACUCCGGCGAAGAAUUGUAAGCAGAGGCAGAGGCAGAGCCAUGCAUGCAUCGUGGGGGCUGAUGAUGAUCAGAUAAUAGUUGGUACUCGUGUUCAAGACCAGGAGGAGAAAAUGGACAUGCUAUGGGAGGAUUUCAACGAGGAAUUGUAUCCGGUAAGGUCAACUUCAUCGGAUUACAAUAUCUCCGGCGACAUGCUGCAGUUGGGCUGUGUAGGUCUUGGUGCUUUAAAUUUCCCCAGAUCUAAUGCUGCCGCAACUAGUAGCACCAUUACAAGCCCAGGUGUGGUUCUGAUGGUCAAAGUACUGAAAAGGCUGUUCUUCCUCCAUAAUUCUCAUCAUCACAACCUCAAGAAACCUGCAAGACAGUGAUCACAUCUGCCUCACCCUGUCAUCAUAAGUUGUAUAUUUGCAUAUCGUUUGACACACAUACUAUAUUUUCUGUUUCAGAAUAAGUAAUGCAGCCAAGUAAGCGAAUGUAAAAAUGGAGAAAACAAUGAUCAUAUGGUAUCAGCUAAAAUUGUACAAUACCAGUUACUGAGAA